This is a messenger RNA of Prorocentrum cordatum, 633 nucleotides long. The record is from the annotation of a GenBank genome assembly. NCBI's taxonomy places the organism in Eukaryota, Dinophyceae, Prorocentrales, Prorocentraceae.
AUGGAGAAGAUGCUCGAGGUGGAGAUCUUGCCGCCGUACGUGCCCAGCGCUGCGGAGCAGGAGGACCCCGUGCUCUACGCGAACAACGUCAGGGCCGAGAUGGCAAAGGCCAUGGGCGUGGAGUGCACGAACCACAGCUAUGACGAUGCCAAGAUGUUCCAGGAGGCGUGCAACCUCGGCAUCGCCCCUGAGGCCAUGGAUUUCGAGGUGCAUGACAUGAGGCAGAAGCUCUUGGUGGAUGUCGACCACAUGACGAGCUGCAUGAAGGACUUCAAGGCGAAGGACGUCAACGGCGACGGCCUCAUCGAUCGCCGCGAGUUCGUGCAGGGAUACAGGAAGCUGGGCCACCUGUUCGACUUCAUCGACACCGACGGCAGCGGCACGAUCAGCUACAUCGAGUUGGUCGCCGGCCUCGCUGCGCUGUCAGGGAAGGCGUCGAACAAGACGCGCGCGAAGCUCGCAUUCCACUCGCUGGACCAGGACGAUUCUGGUCAGGUCCAGGGGAAGACGGACGGCACGUCCUGGGGGCCAAUGGCCGCGGAGACGUUCGUGGCGUUCUCCGAGACGCCACUGGGCAAACGCGUCGUCGAGGUGGAGCUGAAUCGGCUGAUGGGGGCCACGAAAGAGUUCUGA